Molecule: messenger RNA, 1234 nt
Organism: Salvia miltiorrhiza (redroot sage)
Lineage: Eukaryota; Viridiplantae; Streptophyta; Magnoliopsida; Lamiales; Lamiaceae
Exons: 3
Coding region: 413-1072 (219 amino acids)
Source: RefSeq, a predicted model, not a curated record
GACAUCACUGAUUUUCAGCCUGCUGAAUAUUUCUAUUGUAGCUAUCACUAUCAGUUUUAUAGAUUUCGUAGCGUAAGCAUCUACUAUGAUCAUGUUAAGGAAUGCAAAUCUUACUCAUGUGAUGGUGCUAUGAAAAUAGAAGUAGUUAAGAAAGGAUCUGAAGCUGCUGCAUCUAGAGAUGGAGUUUUCACCAUGAAUACAUCAUCUUUCAUAAUCUCUGAUGAUCUCCACAUAUUUCCAAAUGAGACAGGACUCUUAGGUAUCAUUAGCUUUCUUGGCAUUACAGACAUGGACAAUGCCGUGCAAAUCAAAGUGGAUUUGGGCUUCACUGAGAUUAUGAAUUUGUUGAAGGCAUCCUUGACGUCCUCCAUUAUCGGACAUCAUCCUAAGUAAAACAACUCAGAUUUACUAUAUGGUGUCUCAACCUCACACUGCGAAGGAAGAGAAUCCCAAUAACUCUGGGAAUUUAAGUUUGAAAGUGAUGAUACAACAAUCUACUGGUAAGCUUUUGUAUGCUCAAGCUAAUGAACACUUUGUAGAGUUUCUCUUUAGUUUCCUCUACAUCCCAUUGGGAGGAGUUGAGCAUCUUCUUGCCGGUAACACUUGUGUUAAGGCUAUAGACAACUUGUAUCAGAGCACAUCCGACCUUAUAGAUAGCAAGCAUUUCAUUACCCUGGAUACAAAAAUGAAGCUAAUGAAACCCAAGCUUCCUCAUGGCUAUAUUUCGGAAGGCUGCAUUUUCCCUCUCAUUGAAGAAAGAUUGCCUGCUGACUACAAUGAUAGAAGCCAGUUUUCUAGUGUUAAGUUUCCCAAUGGGAAGGAAAGUUAUCUUAAAGGAUCCCCAACUUAUCAUGUUGCGGAUGAUUUAACCGUUACCCCUUUUUGCAUUGCCUCGACACUUUCCUCUCUUAAAGAGCAGAAAAUCUCGAUAUCUGAUGUCAAAGAAGUGGAGAUGCAAAUAGGGCUGAAAGAGGCUUGUAGCAUACUGAAAGCCUCUCUUACUUCUACUACUGCUCUCACUGAUGCUCUACUGAGUGGCAAAUCGAUCAAACAGCCAAAGAGAGAAGUGUGAUAUCCAUGCUUCCUAAGUUCCUAUAUAUGUUGCAAAUAUUGGCUUAUAUGUUAUAUCAAUAGCUAUUGUGCUUCAUUGUUAUCUUAAGUUAUGGAUCUUUAUUUUCCAUUCGUUUGGAUAUUUUUUCAAUAUGCAAAUACUAUCUCGUUUGCUUCGAGUUUA